Molecule: messenger RNA, 2809 nt
Organism: Rhinolophus ferrumequinum (greater horseshoe bat)
Lineage: Eukaryota; Metazoa; Chordata; Mammalia; Chiroptera; Rhinolophidae
Gene: JHY
Product: junctional cadherin complex regulator
Exons: 9
Coding region: 226-2538 (770 amino acids)
Biological process (GO): axoneme assembly; brain development
Source: RefSeq, a predicted model, not a curated record
CGCAGGCAGCCGGGGACCGGGGGAGGUGACGGGCAGGGCCCUGCGGCUGCUGCGGCGCAGGAGGAUGCGGGGCCGCCGGGGUCGUGGCAGCGGAGGAGCGGCGGGCAGGUGACUGGCAGUUGCCCCCGGAACAGGGUAAUGCUUUUGUGAACCACAACUUUAAAUAUUCAGCCAACUACUCCUAUCAACAAGAGUAUCCCUGUUAAAUUUUGUAAUUUUUUCAAGAUGAGUCAUAGUAAAUUAAUUCCCAAGCUCUCUAUUCAAUCUCCUGUCCAUCAUAUCAACUUAAAGUUUCAGUCCACAGAACCACCUUUUAAGAAAGAAGACUUAUAUCUUAUUUCAAAAGACUCCUUGGAAUCUGAUUCAGAAAGCCUCACUCAAGAGAUUAAGGCCCUGUCUGAACUUGAAGACCUAAUCCAGGACAACAAUAUGGAGCCUGACAGCUUGGAGGAGGAUAGCUUGAGUGAGAUAGAAGAGGAAGCAAGCGGAAAAGCAGCUGAGAUGGACAGCAAGGACAACCUCCAUACCCAGGACAAUGGCGCAAAUAACAGCCAAAAACCAAAAGAAGACAAGUAUUCAGGUCUCCGAUAUGACCCAAACUGGAAGAAUAAGAAAGAGAAAGGGCUGUUGUUGACUGUGGAAGCAUUGCCAGAGUCUGCAGACAGUUCUAUAGAAAAUCUGACUGCAGAUCCUCUCUACCCUUCCAAGGAGACUUCAGUGGAACUCUUAGAGGGAAAAGGCGAACAGAAAAAGAGCCCGCAGAGCGAAGCCUCCUUACUUGGUAGUGAAUUUUUAAGCCCAAACUAUGAGCAUGGUGCCCAUCAUAGCAAGCAGUCUUCAGACCUGAGUGACAGUGAUAUGGAGAAGUCGAGCAAUCUCUCUCAGUACUUGAAGAGUUCAAGUUCACAUAAUGAGGUUUUCUUGCCAGGCUCACGUGGCCCUCGGCGAAGGAAGUCCAAACAAUAUUUUGUGGAAAAAAACAAGUUGACUUUGGGAUUACCCACUCCUAAAAUGGACUCUUAUCUUCAACUUCACAAUAAAAAAAGGGGGGAAACUCACUCAGUACAGAUCUUCUACUCAGUCAGAGUAACUGACAAGACGUGUACUGAGAAUGCCAAAGAGACUGAAAAUGCUGCUAUCGAUCCUGAAGACAAAUGGCACCAAAGAGCCCAACAGCUAAAGGAACACUGGUCUCAAUAUGAAAGUGAAAAAUCAAAUAAUGUACCAAGAGAUCAAUCUUCUGAAACCACUAAUGGCCAGCAGCAAUCUUCCAGAAGAGCAACCAAGCACAAGAUUCAGAAACAACAGAAGCACAAUCAUAGCCUGAAGUCUCUGAUAACUGAAGAGAUAGUUGUCAGUCGAGGAAACCAGAACAACACUCCCAGACAGCAACAAAACCAAAAUAAGCCUAUUGAUACUUCAAUAAAGCAUGAAACAAUUGUGAUUAUGAAUGCCCCUAACAAUGAUUUACAACACGCAAGUGCACUUAGGAGCCACGAUCCCAAAGUAACCUCCAAUAAAUUUGCUCCACCAUGGCGGCCUUUUGACAAGGUAUUAUAUAAAAACUCUAUUGGAUAUCACACAGAGAUGAAUUUUAAUAGAGAAAGAGAACAUAAAGACCAAGAAGAGAGAAGAUUUUCAUACCAGCAGCUACAUAUCAACAAUCUAUCCCAUAUGGACUUGAACUACCUUAAUGAACUCACUAAGAGACAAGUGCCCCUGAGCCAGAAAGGCUUUCAGCUUGUUUCUAACAUAAAUGUUAAUGGAGCAACUGAAAAUAAGAAGAAACCCAGACAAACUUAUACAGAGACAAAAUAUAAGAACUUGGAAAUAUUAUGGAAAAUCCAUUCUUCCUCCGACGGGGAACCUGCUAGAACAUCUCCAGAUUCACGGCUUGCUCAGAUCAUGGAGCAGCAUCAGCAAGCUUUAAUGCAACUGACUGAGGUGCAGCCUAAUGAAGGGGCCUUAUCCGGCGUCACAUUUCCACCCAUAUUGUCAAGGGUAAAAAGUGAAUCCCAACUCAGUUCAGAGAGAAGCCAAAGAAACCAAAUGAAAAUUAGUCGUAACAAUUCUGAAGGCUAUCUGCUUCAACUGGAAAAAGGAAAAAAGCAUAGGAAAAGAAGCAGCAUGAAGAGUUCCAAGCUGAAAGAUUAUCAGAAAACAGACAUGAAGCUUGGAGGCCUUGGACCUGACUUUGAGUCCAUCAGAGACAAAAUGCAGAAAUUAAUACAACAAAAGGAAUAUGCAAAACAAGUUAAGGAGUACAACAUGAAGGCACUAUCCAUUCUGUCAAAACCACAAACAAAAACUGAGAAUAAAUCUGCCAUCCCUCGGCAGAAGGCUUUGGAAUACGCAAAGACCAUCCCAAAACCCAAACCUUCAAGUUUAACUGAUCAAGUGUCAAAGGAAAAGAAAAAUUCAACCUAUGCUGGAAAAGAAGCCACUUUACCUGAAAUCUCACUGCUGGAAAUAUUGCAGAGCAGACACGAAAGGGAGAAACAAGCUGUGGCUGCUUUCAGAGUCCUUCACAUUGUAUAGACACAUGUAGGAGACUGGAAACACCCGGGGAGUGUACAUGGAGAAAAGAAACUUCAAGCAACCUCUCUGCAUUGAGGGUGAUGAAGUAAUGUCAUCAUUGAACUGGAGUCCAUGUUUGCUUUCUACAGGAUUUAAAACAUGGGGCUCUCUUACAUUAUGGUGUCAUAUUUUACUUUCUAGGAAGAAUUCUUUUUGAUUAUUUAUUUUCAAAUCAGUUAGAAUUUGGGCUAAAUAAGAACUACGGAAUAAAGUAUUUUGGUUUUAUAUUGCA